Messenger RNA from Cadophora gregata, 762 nucleotides. RefSeq lists its product as uncharacterized. Lineage: Eukaryota; Fungi; Ascomycota; Leotiomycetes; Helotiales; Ploettnerulaceae. The coding region runs from base 166 to 762 and encodes 198 amino acids. The transcript has a single exon. The record is from RefSeq and is a predicted model, not a curated record.
CUUCUCUGUGCAGCAAUGCUGCCGAGCCUCAGGGCCAAGACACACGUGAUACUCCUUCUGAGUGCGUUCGUAACACUAUCCCCCUUCUUGCCUAGCGUGGUCCCCACGCUUAAGUAUGCCAAAGGAAAUACCGACGACGACCCAUGACCGUCUUCUUCUUUCAUCAUGUCCUCCAAAACCACCAAAUACAAACAAAGGAUAGCACUUGCUGAAACGAUCAACUCCUACGGCUCGCCCAGCAUGCCGUGUUCCAAUUGUAUUCGCUACCAUCGCAAUUGCGUGGUCCUGAAUGAGAAGUCCCAGAGGUGUGGGGAGUGUGUCCGUCGCGGCGUGAAAUGCGAUGCUCUUCAGGUUUCUAUCGACGACCUCCAAAGUCUUCGUAUGGAGGAAGAUCGCCUGAAGUUUGAGAGAGAUAUGGCCUUCGAGGCGGCCAUGGCCGGCCUGGCUCGCGUCCGCGAGCUCGAGCAGCGCCAAGCCGAGCUUCGCGAGCGAGGGAGGGAAAUGCUUCGUCGUGGUCUGAGAACUCUGGAUGAGUUGGACGAGGCUGAGGCAAAAGAAAGAGUGGAGAAGGCGGAGGCGCGGGAAGCAGCGGAGAGGGAGAAGCAAGCUUCUGCCGCUCGGCCACCUACACCGCCGCCCGCCGGCGACUCCUCCGAGUUCCACCUGGUUGAUGAACCGCUGCCUGACUUUGGGAACUCCUUCUGGGAAGACCUGGGUUUCGUUGAUGGAAACUUCGCAGCAACCCAGGGCAGUGGAGGUUAG